AUGCCGUGCCGUUGAGAGAGCUUUGAGAAGGGUUUAGGAAACUAUGGCUUCCAUCAACGCUCGAUAUGACGAGCUUUGGCAGCCGGCUCAACAAUGGCUGUCGGAUGCACCGCUCAACCCGCAAUCUCGACGUACGCGGCGUGCUUGACGUGCCGUUGAAUGGCGGUUUGUUUUUAUCAUCGGGAAGUGAUAGGGAGGUGGGGCGCCGAAUUCCAUUGGCAAAUUUCUUUCUUUGAUGAAGGGGGAUUUGAUGGGCGAGGCACGGUUGAGCAGUGGCCCUUUAGAAUUUGUAUGCCUCGUAUCUCUAGAAAUCUGUUUCAUGCUUUGAGCAUGCUGACAGGUAUUACAGGUUCCUUACGGAUUAUUUAUGGUCGUGUAUUCCAUUGUGCAAGGAGGAGAAAAUGGAAGGUAGACAAUUAUUGGCUGCAGGAUUUCGUGGGAGUAGCUUCACUUACCGCCCCACUGUGAGCUCUCAAACCUAAAACCUUCCUGCGAUCUAG
Molecule: messenger RNA, 500 nt
Organism: Lindgomyces ingoldianus
Lineage: Eukaryota; Fungi; Ascomycota; Dothideomycetes; Pleosporales; Lindgomycetaceae
Exons: 1
Coding region: 160-468 (102 amino acids)
Source: RefSeq, a predicted model, not a curated record